UACAACAACAACAGAAAAUAGGAGUGAACUACUCUAUCUACCUUGAAGAGCAAUAGCCUUUUUUUUUUUUUUUAGCUUUUUGGGUCACACCCGGCUAUGCACAAGGGUACAAGGCUUACUCCUGGCUUUGCACUCAGGAAUUACUCCUGACGGUGCUCAGGGGACCAUAUGGGAUGCUGGGAAUCAAACUCAGGUCGGCUGGGUGCAAGGCAAAUGCCCUACCUGCUGUGCUAUCGCUCCAGCCCCGAGCAACAGCAUUUUAAAGACACACAUGAUACUGAGCCAGGCUAGGCAGGCAGUGGACAGGGUAAUGCCAGGCUACUCAGCAGCUUCUAGCUGGGGCCCAGACCUUUAUGUGGCUCUUGUCCAGCCCCGCCAAAGUCUCAUGCAAUGAAGGAGUCUGGCACUAUGGUAGGCAUUCCUUAUACCAUCAUUCCAGUGCUGCUCUGGAUCUACAAAAAGUUUCUGAGGCCAUAUAUCUACCAUCUGGUAGCUCCUGUGGUUAGUAAUAUGUGGCCUCAAAAAGGACAAGUCGAUGACAAAGGCAAACUGGAAUGUAAGGAUGCAGCUAUAAAUGACUUACCAACGAAAGGACCAACAGAAAUCUGUGAUUAAAAAAAAAAUACUAAAGGAGUUUCUCCAGUGGAUCUCAUUAGUUUUUAGAGAAUGGACCUGAUAAUAUGAGGCACAUUUUUUGUAAUUGUCUCUGAGACCAGAAUUUGGAAUAGAGUAGCUAUUCACAAGGUAUUUAUAUUUAAGAUGCAUUUGAUUUUCUUUAACUACUUCAUUCCCAAGU
Molecule: messenger RNA, 796 nt
Organism: Sorex araneus (European shrew)
Lineage: Eukaryota; Metazoa; Chordata; Mammalia; Eulipotyphla; Soricidae
Product: UPF0729 protein C18orf32 homolog
Exons: 1
Coding region: 391-615 (74 amino acids)
Biological process (GO): positive regulation of canonical NF-kappaB signal transduction
Source: RefSeq, a predicted model, not a curated record